Molecule: messenger RNA, 1525 nt
Organism: Caenorhabditis elegans
Lineage: Eukaryota; Metazoa; Nematoda; Chromadorea; Rhabditida; Rhabditidae
Gene: pho-13
Product: intestinal acid PHOsphatase
Exons: 7
Coding region: 120-1460 (446 amino acids)
Molecular function (GO): acid phosphatase activity
Source: RefSeq, marked reviewed
GUAUGAACCAAUGUUUGAUCUACGCUCACGCUUUGCUCUGAAUCUGAAAAUUAGUUUAGUUUUAAUUUCUCCCCGUAUUCGUAUUAAUAUCUACACUCAUUACCCCAUUUCUUUGUGACAUGCUACAAUUUAUAAUAAUAAUAAUAGCAUGGAAUCUGGCAAUCGCAACAAAUAUUUCACCUGCGAAAGAUGGAGUUAUGGAGUUGAAAAUGGUUCAUAUCGUUUGGAGGCAUGGAGAUAGAUCACCUACGACUACAUUUAACGUGGAUCCAUUCCAAGAGGAUAGUUGGACAUUUGGAGGUGGAGGAUGGGGACAGCUUUCACCGCUCGGAAUGAAUCAACAUUUAACUCUUGGAAAGAAGCUUCGCAAUCGUUAUGUCAACACAGGAAACUCCACCCACAACUUCUUACCAGCAGUCUAUGAUCAAAAAACAAUGUACAUACGAUCUACGGGAAUCAAUCGAACUUUGAUCUCAGCCACUUCAAAUAUGCUCGGAAUGUAUGGACAAGACGGCUACGGUAGCUCGGCUGGAACUGAUUUUCCAGAUGCUCAGGGAUGGCCACGUGGCUUCGUUCCUAUUCCAGUUCAUACCGUUGAUUAUGACAGUGAUCAUAUUGGAAAUAUGGACUGCAUCUGCCCACGUCGUGAAUGGCUCUGGAAUAUUGCUCAACAAUCGGACGAAAUGAAGAACUGGAGAAGCUCAGUACCAGUUUCAUCAGUAAUCGACAAACUAACGUCACUGGUUAAUCAAACAUGGAGUCUAGAAGAUUUCUGGACUGUCCCGGAUGCCUUAUUCAUUGAACAAAUAUAUUUUAAUGAAUCACUUCGAAAAGAGAAUACAUGGUUCAAUGAUGAUUUUUAUAGUCAAAUUGUGGCAGUAAAUGAUCAAAUUUAUAUGUAUCAAUACGGAGUAUUCAAUAGUACUAUUAAUAUGAACAACAUGAAUAUUGGCCUUGAGCUUCUGAAAGUACGAUCCGGACCUCUUAUGAAUGAUAUGAUGGAUAGAAUUAAUAAGAAAAGUGAUUGUACAUAUGGAAAAAAUACACAAGGGUGUGAUUGGAUAAAUGGACUCAAGUACUUCGUUUAUUCAGCUCACGAUGAGACCGUAUACGCAGUGCUAGUAGCUCUUGGCAUCGAACGAUUUGCUAUUAAACCUCACGGAUAUCCACUUUAUUCCGCUGCCGUAUCGGUUGAAUAUUGGAGAAAUACUACUGAUAACGCUGACUAUUUUAAGCUGGUUUACCACAAACAAUCUGGAGAUGACUUUACUGUGAUGACGAAGGAGAUUACUGGAUGUGGAGGAGAUUACUGUUCAAUGAAUGUGUUGAAUCAAAUUGCAAACAAUUUAAAACCAGAUCAACCUAUUGAUCAAUGGUGUCUCGUUACCGGAUCCUCGAACUCUUCUUCACUUUUAUUUUUGAUUAUAUUCACUUUCAUUUCAAAAUAUAUUUUAUUCUAGAACACUAUAUGAUAUUCAUAAAUAUUUAUUGAUGUAUGAUAAAUAAAAUACACUUUUUUCGCUUU